AUGAGCGUGUGGAUCCUGGACAGUUUUGGGUUCAGAUCCUUGAUGAGAAUCAUUGUGGGCUUCUCCAUCCUGAUCCUGGCCGUGGAGCACCAUCAACAGCCGGACUGGUUGACCAAAGCGGAGUAUAUUACCCGAACCAUUGGAUACGCGCUGUUCCUGGCAGAGCUGGUUCUGCGUCUGUGUGCCAUGUCCUAUCGCUACUUUCUGGACAUGUACUAUGUGCUGGACUUCAUCAUGGUCAUCACCAGCACUCUGGAGAUGAUACUUCCGUUCUCUGGAGAUCUGAAGUACCUGUUCAGGUCGCUUCGUGUCCUGCGUCUGCUGAGUAUUAUCCGCUUGCUGCCGUAUCUGCGCAAACAGCUGGUGGUCCUGGGAAAGAGCCUCUCCCAGUCUGUGCCACUGCUGCUGAUGAUAGAGCAGUUUGUCAUUGUGUUCAGCGUCCUCCAAGAACCAAACACUGGCGAUCCUGCAGCAGCCUGGACAGCAGGUAGACGACUGGCGCAGAACCGGAGCACGAAUUCCCCUGACCGGAGCACAGGAAAUCAACAGAACGUCCAGAACACGGGACCGAAGGACAAGCUGGGAACAUCAGAAUUACGGACUCCGAACACACACGUCAGCAGGCACCCCAACAGGCAUAACCACAUUCCUGUGGCUCCCGAGGGACGGCGCUGGAUUCGGGCACCAAUGCGCACAUGUCACGGCCUGAUCCUGGACAUCAGCGGUACCGAGCCACAUGCUCAGUCCGCCCAGGCCACACCAUCACUCCAGUCCCACAUCAACACAAAAAUAUGGCGAGACCAUAAUGGCGACUGGCACCGUCAGUCUGCUGGGGACGCAUAUCUGUUCGGCUGCAAGUUCAAGUUCCUGGUAGAAGACGGAAUGUGGCGCAAAAACUUUGACCAUCUGAAGUGGGCCAUGGUCACGGUGUUUCAGAAUGCUGAAACAUGUGCCACAGCUGAAGCACGCCAUCGAAACGCUGCUUGCGGCCAUCAAGCCAGUUCUCAACGUGUGCAGCUGUGGAAAGGCGCGUUCUACAACUGUGUGGACAACGAGGUUCAAGACCCCGAAAUCACAAUAACUAAGGCAAUGUUGACGUUGUUUGUAAUGUAUUCCAAAGACGGCUGGGUGAAGAUCAUGUAUGACGGCAUUGACGCCGUGGGUCCCGACAUCCAGCCCCUGACGGAGUUCAAUCCGUGGCGCUCCCUCUCUUUUGUCUUCUUCAUGACCUUCAGUUUCCUGUUGCUGGACAUGUUCAUUGGUACCAUCAUGGACACCUGGUUCGAGCGGGCAAGGAGACAGGUUCCUGACGCCAACCCCGGCGCCAGGGCCGCUAUCCGCAUCCCCAGAAACCGGGUCCGCUUUACUCGUCACGUCCUGCUUUGCGAGUGGGUAGUGUCCUUGGUGUGUCUGGUGAACCUGUUUUUGAUGUCGUCCGACCGCUUUCAGCAACCCAAGAAUCUGGAGCUCACCAUGGACAUAGGGUUCUACGUGAUCACCAUCUGCUUCUCUUUGCUCCUGCUGUUUAAGAUCUGGGUUCUCAGGAGCAGGGUCUUCACCAACAAGUGA
Molecule: messenger RNA, 1569 nt
Organism: Knipowitschia caucasica
Lineage: Eukaryota; Metazoa; Chordata; Actinopteri; Gobiiformes; Gobiidae
Source: the annotation of a GenBank genome assembly